UUUAGUCUUGACAAUAAUAGUGUGACGUCACAAUUCGCCAUAUUGCGCUGCAGCCAAAACACAAAGAAAACACAAACGGAAAGUUGGUAUUUCUUUGUCUCCCCGUGAACAGAUUAUCAUAAAAGUACAUCGAUCUGAACUCAAAGAUAUGGCACAGAGUCCCAUUGGUGGGGCAGUGAAAGCUUUACAGCUUGAACUGAAAAAAAUCCGCGAAGAACCAGUGGAGGGGUUUCGUGUUAACUUGAUGAAUGAUGACAGUUUGUUCGAGUGGGAAGUGGCAAUUUUCGGACCCCCUGGCACUAUGUACGAGGGUGGAUACUUUAAGGCCCACAUGAAGUUUCCUCAGGAUUAUCCAUACAAUCCCCCAAGUGUGAAGUUUAUCUCCAAGAUGUGGCACCCUAAUGUGUAUGAGAAUGGAGAUGUAUGUAUAUCUAUAUUACAUCCACCUGUAGAUGACCCACAGAGUGGUGAACUUCCUUCAGAGAGGUGGAAUCCCACACAGAAUGUCAGGACAAUCCUGUUAAGUAUAAUUUCUCUGUUAAAUGAGCCCAACACAUUUUCCCCUGCCAAUGUGGAUGCUUCUGUUAUGUACAGAAAGUGGAAGGAUUCUAAAGGAAAGGACAAAGAAUACGAAAAUAUAAUCAGAAAACAAGUUCAGGCCACUAAGGAAGAUGCGGAGCGUGAUGGAGUGAAUGUUCCCACCACAUUACAAGAAUAUUUUGAGGUGACCAUGGGAAUAAGGGGAUUAAACAGUUUUAUUCAGAAAAAUGAGUGUCUUUUCCUAAAGAGCUACGAGUUGAAGCAUACUGAACUCGUCAUAGAUGGACCAAACAUUUUACAUAAACUGUUUGAAACAAAUACAGAUAUGAAAAACUUGUAUGGCGGGGACUACAACAAAUUUGCAGUCGUUAUUCGAGAAUUCUUCAGAUCUCUUGAAAGUUGUGGAGUUUGUCCAAUUGUUGUGAUGGACGGUGGACAUGCAGUAGAUAAUAGAAAAUUAGCAACAAGAAAAGAAAGAGCCGAGCAACGAUUUUCAAGUUGCAGAAGUGAGUCAUCUGAUGGCUACAAAAAUCUUCCAAUUUUAGGAUACAACUUGUUUAUAGAAGUAUUAAGGGACAUGGGCAUUCAAGUCCGCGCUUGUAAAUUCGAGGCUGACAAAGAGAUAGCAGUUAUUGCUAAUGAAAAAGGAUGUCCUGUUCUUUCUCAGGACUCGGACUUUUAUGUUGUACGUAUCGUUGGAGGAUUUCUUCCAUUUGACCUUCUUAAGAAAGAAAAGAACAAUGACCAUUUCCCAGCAAAAAUCUACCACGUAGAAGACUUUAUUUCUCAAUUUCCUAAACUUGGCGAGGAUGUUUUUCCGCUUAUUGCUAUUCUCUUUGGAAAUGACUAUACAAAAGAUAAAGACUUCCAACCAUUUUUAAAAUCACUUCCCAUACCAAAGACCACCACAUCUCAUGCUUUGGAAGCAGUAAAUAAAUACCAAAUGAAAAUAAUCCAUUGGCUCUUGCAGAUGGAAUCAUUUCAGAUUGCUAAGAACCAGAUCGAAGGAGUAAUGGAAGGGGAAAAUAUAGAAAACAUUCUUACAGUUGUUGUCAAUGCUUACUCCCUUGACCAACCAUCAUUACCAUGUGCUGUUCCUUUGCCAGAAUGGUUUUUAUUGGAUCAUGAGAAUUGUAUCAUUGCCAGUAUUUUUAUGACAAUAAUUACUUCACAAAGAAUAUUUUUGUCAAGCCAGCCUGAAGAUUUUAAGAGUCCAUCUUCUUACCAAUGCUCCAAAUCUUUGAGACAAAUUCUAUAUAGUAUUUUGUUGAAAGAUUGUGGAAAACCCACAGUAGAAGAGUUUGAUAGAAAAGCAGGUAUCCCAGCCUUAACAUUGGAUACCUGUGUACUACCUGUAUACGAUAAAAUUGGACAUUUCACAGUCCCAGGUUUAACUGAGAUUGGGGCAAAUGAGGCAAAAACUGUGGACGACAGGAAAGAGUUAGUUAAAACUGCUUUGCAACUAGGGAGUCAGUUUGAUGCCUACGAAACAGAGGACCCAGAACUGAGUCUUUUGCUUGGAUUGACAUCUUUUUGGUACAAGAAUUCAACCCCCCAAGUUACGGCGUGUCAUCUGUCGUCACUGAUUGUUUGCUGGAUAAUGCUUGGUAUAGAACAUCGUGUCAAAAACCCAACAGGACCAUCGAAAGACAAUACAAUAGGUAGAGCAGUAUCUAGAACUGAUUCACAGGUUUUGGGAAAAAUAUAUGGGAAUCUAACACCAUACUGCGAAGCAAGUACUAGUACAACAAAGGAAACUAGGUCAGACAUAGUACACGCUUUUGCACAAUUUCAGACAUGUGCAAUUUCUGCUCAUGAUCUAAAUUCAAUUCUACGAUUCCCAUUUCCUAGUUUUCAUGUCGAGCAUUUAUUUUUUGGUAAAUUUCUGCAUGAUUUCUGCAUAGCCAUCGAAAUGGAGCCAAACAGAGAUGAAUUUAAUUUUAGAAUCCUAGAAGCUGACAACGGUCUCUCAGAUUUGUACAAAAAUAUCAUUCAAGAAUUCAAAAAAAAAAUUUCAUAAAAAACAAACCUCUUUAGCAGAACUGUGUAUGUUUCUAAGACUUUUGCAUGAAAGUGUCAAAUAUAUACUAGUACAUGUACACGUUUUGUAUUGUCAUCGUAAAAAUUGUUUUGGUUUCUUGAUUUAUCUUGUAUUGAAUAAAAAGUGGUUUACAGUA
Molecule: messenger RNA, 2717 nt
Organism: Saccostrea echinata
Lineage: Eukaryota; Metazoa; Mollusca; Bivalvia; Ostreida; Ostreidae
Product: protein asteroid homolog 1-like
Exons: 6
Coding region: 149-2560 (803 amino acids)
Molecular function (GO): nuclease activity
Source: RefSeq, a predicted model, not a curated record